Closterium sp. Naga37s-1 is the source of this 522-nucleotide messenger RNA. NCBI's taxonomy places the organism in Eukaryota, Viridiplantae, Streptophyta, Zygnematophyceae, Desmidiales, Closteriaceae. The record is from the annotation of a GenBank genome assembly.
AUGACCUCAGUCCCCGGUAUAAUGAGCCAGAUGCCGCCUCUCCCAGUCAAGCCUAACCUAGACCUCGCCUGCCAAGUCCUCUCCCCCUCCCCCUCCUCCUCCCUCAUCCCCAUCUCCAUGCCGCCUGGCCUCCCCGCUACAACCAUCCAUGCUACAGCCGGCCUCCCAGCAGCAACAGGGCCAGCCGCUACACCCAUGCUGAGUGCAGCAGGCUUGCCCGCUACAGCCGGCCCUGCUACAGCCAUGCCAGGCCUCCCCGCUACAGCCAUGGGAGCAGCAGGAAUGGGAGGAAUGGGAGGAAUGGGAGGAAUUGGAGGAAUUGGAGGCAUGGGAACCAUGGGGGGCAUGGGAGGUAUGGGGGGAAUGGGAGGGAUGGGGGGGAUGGGAGGGAUGGGGAGCAUGGGGGGCAUGGGGAGCAUGGGGGGAAUGGGGGGCAUGGGGCCCAUGAGAGGAGCGCCUGGCAUGCCCAUGGCGAUCUCGCUCCCCUCCCUUCCCUCUCCACCCACGUCCCUCCCUUUGUAA